GCUGAAAUGAACUUGUUUGGUGCGAAAGGAAAUACACUACACAGUCUAUAUAGAUACUCUAAUAUAUUUUGUUUUAUCUACUGCCUGGAAACUACACAUAAUGCACAGAACUUACUCCUUAAGAUCCUCCAGAGCUCCCACCAACUCUCAGCUUCAGUCUCCUCCUCCUCCUACUUCAACCACUAAAAGUGGUAGUUUGUUUGGCAAAUCGUCUCUUGGAAACACCUUUAGAAAGAAUGCUGCAGGGAAUUUUGGUCCUGAUUUAGCUAAGAAGUUGUCUCAAUUUGUUAAAAUGGAGAAGAAUGUUAUGAGAUCUAUUGAGUUGGUCGCAAGAGAACGUCGUGAAGUUGGUAAGCAAUUGUCUCUUUGGGGUGAAGAUAACGACGACGAUGUCAGUGAUGUUACAGACAAAUUGGGUGUUUUAAUCUACGAAAUUGGUGAAUUAGAAGACCAGUUCAUCGAUAAAUAUGAUCAAUACAGAUUAACAUUGAAAUCCAUCCGUAACAUCGAAGCCUCUGUUCAACCAUCAAGAGAGCGCAAACAAAAAAUCACAGAUGAAAUUGCUAAAUUGAAAUACAAAGAACCAAACUCCCCAAAGAUUCCUGUCUUGGAACAAGAAUUGGUUCGCGCUGAAGCCGAAUCCUUAGUUGCUGAAGCUCAGUUAUCCAAUAUCACUCGUGAAAAGUUAAAGGCUUCAUUCUCCUAUCAAUUUGACGCUAUGAGAGAAUUGGCUGAAAAAUAUGCCUUGAUUGCUGGUUAUGGUAAGGCAUUGUUGGAGCUAUUAGACGACUCCCCUGUUACUCCAGGUGAAACCAGACCUGCUUAUGAUGGCUACGAAGCUUCAAAACAAAUAAUUGUUGAUGCUGAAAACGCCUUGGGCAACUGGACCUUGGAUUCUGCUGCUAUAAAACCAACUUUAUCAAUGCGUACCACUACUGGCGAUGUUUACUCUUCAGAUCGCCAAAGAAUUGAUGAUGACGAUGGUGAUGUUUAUGCCAAUGAUCAAGAGUUGCUACACUCUGCUCAAGGAAACAAUUACUCUUCUCAAGGCAACACUGCUAACAACAAUUGGCCCAACGAACAUUCUGAACAGCACGAUGUUCCAACCAAUGCUAAUGGAAAUGGCACUGCCAAUCAACACAGACCUGUUGAAGUUGUUUGAUUUAUUUGAUGUGUUAAUGCCUUGAUCUAUUUUCCUGUUUUCUUUUAUUGUUUGUUUAUUUGUUUAUUUGUUUAUUUUUCUUUUUUUGUUUGUCUCUUAUUUAUCUUUAUCUCUUCUAUUUGAUGUUUCCUCUUUACUUGACGUGGGUUUUUGUUCUCUACAUGUUAUUUAGGUUAUGCCUCUCAUUAGGUUUAAUUAACUGUUAAUCGGCUUUUGCAAACUCUUUUCUCUGUAAACUGCUCAGGAAGCAAAAUCACCAAAAUCACCAAAAUCAUUAAAAACAAACUAAAAUCACGGCACUUGGACAAUCCUCGGAAGUUCAAUACCGAGGGUACUCGCGUG
Molecule: messenger RNA, 1504 nt
Organism: Ascoidea rubescens DSM 1968
Lineage: Eukaryota; Fungi; Ascomycota; Saccharomycetes; Ascoideales; Ascoideaceae
Product: Eisosome component PIL1/LSP1 family protein
Exons: 1
Coding region: 101-1162 (353 amino acids)
Biological process (GO): eisosome assembly; endocytosis; negative regulation of protein kinase activity
Cellular component (GO): plasma membrane; eisosome filament
Molecular function (GO): lipid binding
Source: RefSeq, a predicted model, not a curated record